AGCCGCCACCCCUUCUCCACGUACGCCGGGCCACUCCCUUGCUGCGGAGCCCCGCGGAGGGUGAUGCUCAGGAUCCCAGUUCUCCCCCGAGCUGCGCAUUUCCGCGUGCCAAGGCGGCUCCAGAUCCGGCCGGCCCUCGCGGCAGGAGCCCGCGUUCCGCGUCCACGAGAAGUUGUCUCCGGAGCCGCUGCGCCUCGGUCUCCUCCCCCUGAGCCCCGCCCCCCCGGCCCAGAGCUGGGAUCUGCGAGCUGCCCGGGCCCGGGGGCGUCGCCGCUUGCUCUUCGAAACCAACGAGUCGCUGCUUCCUAGCGCUGAGCGCGCGUUCCCCGCUUGGCUGGGGACCCCCGCGCACCCCCGAGACGGCGCGCGCCCAGAGCGCGGGAGCCCGGAGCACCGGGCGCCUGGGACCCCGGGGAGCCACUGCCCAGCCCGCGGGGCUCGGCAGGGAUGCAGGCUGCUCUGUGAGCCCGGGCGCCAAAGCGAUGUCCGGGUCCCGCUGCCGGACCCUGUACCCCUUCUCUGGGGAGCGGCACGGCCAGGGGCUGCACUUUGCUGCUGGCGAGCUGAUCACCCUGCUGCAGGUUCCGGACGGCGGCUGGUGGGAAGGCGAGAAGGAGGACGGGCUCCGCGGCUGGUUCCCAGCGAGCUACGUUCAGUUGCUGGAGAAGCCUGGAAUGGUCCCCCCUCCGCCCGGAGAGGAAAGCCAGACCGUCGUCCUUCCGCCGGGCUGGCAAAGCUACUUGUCUCCUCAGGGCCGGCGUUACUAUGUCAACACAACCACCAAUGAGACCACCUGGGAACGCCCCAGCAGUUCUCCGGGGAUCCCAGCCAGCCCUGGCACUCAUAGGAGCUCUCUGCCUCCAACAGUGAAUGGAUACCACGCGUCAGGGACCCCAGCGCACCCUCCCGAGACUGCCCACAUGAGUGUCCGCAAAUCCACCGUCGAUUCCCAGAAUCUGGGAUCCUCAUCACCAGGCAGAAAGCACAGCAAGGAGAACACCCUCACGAUAAACUGUGUGACCUUCCCUCACCCAGACACGAUGCCGGAGCAGCAGCUGCUGAAACCAACAGAGUGGAGUUAUUGUGACUAUUUCUGGGCCGAUAAGAAGGACCCCCAAGGCAACGGCACCGUGGCUGGGUUUGAACUGCUGCUGCAGAAGCAACUGAAGGGCAAACAGAUGCAGAAGGAAAUGUCGGAAUUCAUUCGGGAAAGGAUAAAGAUUGAAGAAGAAUACGCAAAGAACUUAGCUAAGCUCUCCCAGAGCUCCUUGGCCGCACAGGAGGAAGGCUCCCUGGGAGAAGCGUGGGCGCAGGUGAAGAAGAGCCUCGCAGACGAGGCGGAAGUUCACCUCAAGUUCUCUGCCAAGCUCCACAGUGAGGUAGAGAAGCCCCUAAUGAACUUCCGUGAGAACUUCAAGAAAGACAUGAAAAAGUGUGACCACCACAUUGCUGAUCUCCGCAAGCAGCUUGCUAGCCGCUUCGCUGCCGUGGAGAAGGCCCGGAAGGCCCUCACAGAGCGGCAGAGAGACCUGGAGAUGAAGACCCAGCAGCUGGAGAUCAAACUGAGCAACAAGACGGAGGAGGACAUCAAGAAGGCGCGAAGGAAGUCCACGCAGGCUGGGGAUGACCUCAUGCGCUGUGUGGACCUCUACAACCAGGCCCAGUCCAAGUGGUUUGAAGAGAUGGUGACCACCACGCUGGAGCUGGAGCGGCUGGAGGUGGAGAGGGUGGAGAUGAUCCGGCAACACCUGUGCCAGUACACACAGCUGCGGCACGAGACAGACAUGUUCAACCAAAGUACAGUCGAGCCUGUGGACCAACUGCUUCGAAAAGUGGACCCAGCCAAAGACAGGGAGCUGUGGGUCAGAGAGCACAAGACGGGCAACAUCCGCCCCGUGGACAUGGAGAUAUAGAUGGGCUCAUGAGGCCCCGGGGGGCCUGCCAAGGAGCAGGGCUGGGGGUCCCAUGAAGAGGAGGUGGUGGUUCCCACCACAGGGCCUGCUGCCAACUGGAACUGCCCUCCCACCCGCUCUCCUGGUCCACUGAGGAGAGGGAGGGGUGCAGGCUGCAGCUCAUACUUCCAGAAGCACAGCCCAGAUGGCCCCACUGGGAGGUCCCUAGUGUUUCCAGGCCAAGAAGAUGGAUCCACAGCUCUGCUCUUGUCUCUGAGGCUGAAGAUCCCCACCUCCUGUGCUGUGCUUCCCGCUUCAAGAACAAACUGAGGCUGGAACUUUAUGGUCCCUGCUGAGUACUGUAGGGGUCAUCUCCUUAUGCAGAGCCAACUGUGUCAUAUACUCAGCCUCUGGAAGCCCCAAAGUCCUUCCUCCAGCUGGUUCUCUUGUCUCUGAGGCUUUGGAGGGUCAGGGGAAGGAUGUCUCUGUCUCCAAGCCAAGUGUCAGGGUAACAGUUGUGCAUCAAAGGCACCAUUUAGCUGAACAGCCAUCCCUCAGCAUCCUUUGCAGCCCUCCCCUGUUAUUUUCCCCCUUGUAUUCUGGGAGCCCACGACCUGGCUCUUCUUUGUCACCUUUCAUGAUCAAGAGUCUUGGGAAGAAGACCUGGCUCCUGUCUUCCCAGACCAACCCUGCGUGGAGAGGUCAGGAUGGAACUACCUCAUUCAGCAAAUUAGCCCUCAGUCAGAGUGUCAAAUAGUGUUUCCUAGUAGAUCAGCAUCCUCAGUAAAAUCUCCUCUCUAAAAAUCCCAAUCCACCCAACCUUCAGAUGCUGCCUCCUUGCACCUCCCCCUUUCCAGUCUCUUAAAGGGGCUGGGUCAGUCCUACAUAGGAGACAGAUUGGGGCAAGUCUUUGUCAUCCCCAGAUGGCUCCACCUGCUUGUGCAUGCUGGCAUCGGGAUCACUGUCCCUUAUAUGGCUUUCUCUCAUUGGUGGUCACUGUACAGGCAUUGAAGACUCACGUAGCCACAGUAAGUUGUCACCUGCUGUGCCAGUAUCCUGCCACCUUGGCCUCUCAGCACCUUGUGCACAUUCCAGAGCCCUGCACCAAGCACCUGCUUGGUGCUGGUAUAGCCUUCCCCUUUUCUUCAUCUCCCAGUGUCUGGAAAAACCUGGUCUAAGUGUGACCUAGGAAUCUUUCAGGGCUGCCAUUGGGUCCUUGCACAUCCCUUUCUCCUUUUCCUGACCACAGCAAACAUGUUAAGUCACAUGAAGUCUUGAGAAUCAGUUCAAAAGGUCCAGAAGAAGAAAAGGGACCUGAAGGAGAUCAUGCAGCUGGCAAGGUGCAGAUCCUAGCCUGGAACCCACGCCCUGAGACCCAGCCCAUCUUUCUAACUUAAUCUUCCCACUGAUGACAGGAUUAUCGGAUUCAUGAGACCCAUGUUUCCCAGGAGCACAGAAUUCUAAGAGCACAAUUCACUGGCUUUCAGUCUUGCCAGUGACUAGUGACAUAUUAAUCUUGGAUCUUUUGGUACCUCUUACACUGAGUCAGAAUUGCUCUCUCAUAGGUUACAGUAGAAAGAUGCCGAAUUUACUACAGCAGACCAAACUUUGUCAUGUUUCCUACUGAAGCAUCGCAGUCAAAAAGGUCAGCUUGAAGGCCUUCACCAACAUGAAUCUGUCCAUGGCACGGAGAAACACUGCUUUUGGAUCUGGGAUUGAGCCCGCCAUGACACCAGCCACCAGUUUCAGGGUGUUAUUUUUUGGUUUCUUUAUUAAAAACAGGUGCUAGUAAUAAUUGCUUUAUGGCUUAGUAAACUAAUUUAUGGGUGAUUUUCAAAUAUUCAAAGCCAAUAGGCUUGUUAUGAACAGAUAUUUUGAGUAGAUAUGCUCAUGAAUUUUGUCUUCUCAUUUCUAUCUGAGGGUUCCAGAGUCUUCUGUUCCUCACUGCAACAGAGGUGCUCUUGCCUCUUCCGGGGUGGCCCAAGCUGGUCCAAGGUGGGCAAGUCUAGUUUCUGAAGUCACUCAUUUCUCCCCCACCAUCUUACCUCAGUCUCGUUAGCUUCCUCACAUGCUCCCUUUCUGUUUCUCUUCCCUCCUUUAUUCAUCGAGCACUUAGCUAAAGCCAGGCAAUGUGCUAAGAUCUGAGGACAAGAUACGGGUUUGUCAUGAGGGAAGCCCAUGAUCUGAUGUUUUGUGUAGACUUCUCUUUUCUCCAGGGUUCUCGCAGGUCAGUAACCUUGGCAUUCACAUACAGGUACAGGUGGGCUUUCAGAGACACUGUCUGUUGUGCUGAUAGAUUUGCAUUCAUGCAUUCAUCCAUUUAUUGAGCAGAUACUUGGGAUAAGCCGGGCACUGUGUGGGAUUUUAGAAGUAUAGCUGCAUACAAGACAGACACUGUCCUCUGUCUCCUCUAUUCACCAUGUAGACAGGAGGAUACUUGAACAUUUCUGGAGAAUGAGAACAUUUAACCUUCCACAUUUAACCCCCUGGCAGCCUGCAGUUCCAGCACACACUACCGCCAUGUGGCAUUUACGCACUGGGUGGAAGGUAGGCAGCAACAAGGGUCCAGUCACCUGGUCGCUAGACUUUCACAGCCCAUGUCCAACUUGAAUUUCUGAGGUUUCUUUUGUUUUAAAUAACACUCCUCACUUUACCAAGAGGGGGAAGCCCAAGCAUGACCAGUGAGUGCAGAGAAAUUAGCAAGAGUGAAUUAAGAGCAGAACUAGAGCCCAUAGUCCAAGCCCCUAUAUUGUUAACAGGGCUCUUCCCCUGCCCGCUGCUGGGUGAAGUCAAGAUCAGGGCGAAGUCUACAGUACCUGAAAGUGCACCUCAGGGUAGCAGCCAUUCUAUUCAGGUGGUUCUGUUUUUGUUUAUGUUUUGGCAUUUAGGUUAUAAGAGGAUUUGGCUGGGAUUAUUCAGAACGGGUGACGAGUCUAGGUUAUUCUUGAGCACAUCUAUUGUUCCAUUUCUGAGAACAAGUGGGCCCCUUCUGCCUGUUCUACUUAGUUUUGUCUGGGAAAACCUAGCUUAAAAAAAUAAGCAUCUCCAAGACAAAUGGUGUUCUGAGUGAGCUGGUUGCCAUGACAACCUCCAGGAAAAGCCACUUGUUCCUCUCCAUUUUAUUUCCAGUGUGUUUGAGCAGUAUCACAGAAGGAUAGCUGUCCUGAGGUUCUGCAGCAGGCAGACUCUGCUGCCCCUCGGGGCUGACGGAUGCCUGGAGCAGACAGAAACUUCGAGUUCACGAACCAGGUGUUUGUUUCUAUUCCCUUUGUGGAAAUCAAUCAACUACUGGAUUAGUGGAUGGUGCAUAAAAGUCUUAGCUGAGCCAAAGUCCCUUCUUGAAAAUACAAGCCAUAAAUUCAAAGGAUGUCAAAGACUUCAGCUUGUUUAAGUGAUUUUACUUCCAGCUGUGAGUGGCCUUGACAUGGAGAGUUUGCACAGGGUUCUGCAGACCUGCUGGCAGUUAUGUAGGUAUGGGAGGCGCUUCACAAAUGUUCAGUGGGGUACGGACCAGCAGCACGCUUACUUGGCCAGCACACCAUCUUCUUCCCGUGAUCCUUCCCACCCCUCUAAGACAUGCUGCCUUUUCUUUUUCUAAGUUUAUUAAGGUAUUUGGCAUAUAGUAUUGGGGUUUAUUGACAUACAGUAAAAUUCACCCUUUUGAAGUAUACAGUUCUGUGAAUUUUGACAAAUGUGUAUAGCCCUGUAAACACCACCAAAAUUAACAUAUUUCCAUCACUCCAAGAUUCCCCCUGACCCCUGUAGUCAAUCCACUCCUCCCACCCCCAGCCCUUGGCAACCACUGAUUGGUUUUCUGACCUUAUAGUUUUGCCUUUUCUAGGAUGUUGUGUAAAAGGAGCCAGACAAUGUAGUCUUUGAGGCUGGUUCCUUUCUCUCAGUCUCGGCUUAGUAUUGUGAGCCACCCAUGCUGUGUGCCUAUCCUUGCUCCCCUCACGUCACCUAGUGGUGUUCCAUUGCAUGGCGUACCCCAUGGCUUCCUCACUUCUACAAUGCAUUGUUUGCCCAGAUGUUCCUCUUCAGGGGUCUACAGCUUGUCUGCAUGGUUGCUCCACACCACUGCUUCCUACACCUCCCAGGACUCCUCCAAAUGCCAACUGUGCCCACAGGUAGUUCUUGCAGCUCACACUUGGUUUUUGGUUCAUGUCAGGAUCUGACAGUGCAGAAAGCUGCCAGGGAUUGUGGGGGAGGGCCAGGCUGGGUCUCCAUUGCCUCCCACUUCUUCUGUGUCCUGGAGCUUACCUCUAGGAUAGCAGAUUCACCCUCUCCCGGGGCCCCUCAUGUCGGCACACACAGUCCUUGACUAUUGAGUGUAAGAGGAUGUGGAAGGCAAAUGGAUGAGAAGGCAGGGGGCUGGCUGGGGGCUCAUCGAGACCCUCUCCUGGAUUUCUUUGCUUCAUCUGCAGACUGAGGAUAUUCUAGAAGUUCUCUCAGGCCUCCUGCAGUCACUGCAUUCUAUCUUUCCCCCUUCUCAUUUCCAGUGUUUUACCCUGUACAUGUGGUGAUUCCUCAUCUGGGUCUCUUAAGCACAGUGGUGCAUGGCGUUACCUAAACUCCUCAUGAGAGGGACAUGCUGGCAUUUCUCUUGUUAGACACAAAUGCAGCUAAAAUUAAGAGUCUUGAGAGCUGUCAAGAAUGAGGUAAUUCCUCCUUAGGACCUCCAAGGUGACAACAACUCUGAGCCAUAUCUUGGUCAUGCCCUGCUCAGUGACAAGUGAGCCCUGGACAGCCACCAGGAACCUCUCCAAGCAAACUGAAAACACCUGGGUCCAGGCUGAGGCGGGAGCGCAGGCCCACAGGCUUCCAUGGUGGGGAGCCACAGAUCUGUGCUGCUGGGCAUUCUGGGAAAAUUUUGCCAUGGACUCUCAUCAUUACUCUUCCCCAGGAAUAUUAUCCCAGUCAGGCCCCUCUCGAAGAGGAGGGACUCAACUCCUGUUGCAGCAGGUUUGGGUGAAAAUAGACAUAUGACAAAAAAGCAAGCUUCCAUUUUCUCUAACCCUCUAGAUGCUGGGGCCAGGCUCUUUGGGGAGCCUUUGUUGGGAGGUGCCUCUGAAGGACAGGGGUUGUGACUGCCUUUGGUCUCUCUGUGCGUGGUUGAGGGGACGUGGACCCUUUGUGUUUCCAGGGAAGUUCCUAAUGGGACUGCAAUGGAGGAAUGCAACGGUCUGGCACGUGGGUGCUCUAAUGGACAGUGUGACACUGGGACAGAGGUCCCAGGGGCAAGAGCACUGGACUGGGUCCGCUCUGCUCUCUCCUUAGUCCUGUAACCUGAGUUGUCACCUCCCCUCCCGGACCUUGGUGGACUCAUCUGUCAACUGAGACACUCCCCUUCCAGCGUUGUACACAGCAGACUGGCUCUUGGGAGCCAUGGCCUCAGGGCAGCCUUGUGGACCCAGGGACAGAUAUUCAAAGGGACCCCGGCCACCCUUGGUGAUGGGCCUUCAGUCUGCAUCUCUGCCCUCCCUUAGGAUGGGGAUUGAGGGCGGGGGGUGGGGCACAGUAGUUCUUCACGGACAUGAGCACAUCAGCAAACCCUACGAAAGUGGAAUUUUCUAACAGAAUAAACUUGCUUGUUUGGUCUGUUUUCUGUAACUUUUGCUAAAUACUUUAUACAUUUUUAAUGUUACAAAGCUGUGUCUCCUGCCAGCAUUCCUCCUCCCGGUAUGAAUGUGUUUACUCCACACUGUAUAUCCUCCUCCCUCUGACGCCUAGACCAGUAAAUAAAAUGGAUGUAAUAUAAUUUAUAAGUGACACUGUUGAAACUCUGAUCCCUCUGGGGGCUGUCACCAGCUCUCCUCAACUCCUGUAAUAGCAUUUGUGUGUAUUAAUGCUGAAUUAAAUGUUUAAAGCAUUUAAAUUUU
Messenger RNA from Phyllostomus discolor (pale spear-nosed bat), 7771 nucleotides. It is a transcript of the gene GAS7, whose product is annotated as growth arrest specific 7. The record is from RefSeq and is a predicted model, not a curated record. Gene Ontology annotation, cellular component: actin filament; cytoplasm; plasma membrane. Gene Ontology annotation, molecular function: actin filament binding. The transcript is spliced from 14 exons. Lineage: Eukaryota; Metazoa; Chordata; Mammalia; Chiroptera; Phyllostomidae. Bases 483 to 1913 code for a protein of 476 amino acids. Gene Ontology annotation, biological process: neuron projection morphogenesis; actin filament polymerization.